CUUACGUUCUCGACUAUCCCGAACACUUAAUCCAAUAUUCGACUAAGCGAAGCAUAACAACAUUUUGGCAUGGCGGGAUUGUACGUAAAUCACGAAGUUAUUGCAUCCCGCGAACUAAAAAUUGGAAUAUUAACAGUCAGUGAUCGUUGUUCUGCUGGAACUCAAGAGGACAAGAGUGGGCCAAAUUUAAAGGCACUCGUUCAAACCAGUUUACACAGGCUUGGAGUUGUAAAAGUCAUAACUGGAUGUGUUCCAGAUGAACUGCUCAUCAUCAAAAGUUGCCUUUUACAUUGGGCAGAUACUGAGAAAUGCAUUUUAAUAUUGACAACUGGUGGAACUGGUUUUACUUCAAGAGAUGUUACUCCAGAGGCUACAAAAGCUGUCAUUGAAAGAGAAGCACCAGGCUUGGUUGUUCGCAUGUUGUCCAAAUCUAUUGAGACCACGCCAAUGGCAAUGCUGUCAAGACCCGUGUGUGGAAUAAGAAAUUCAACAAUAAUUGUUAACCUUCCAGGAAGCAAAAAGGGAUCUCAGGAGUGCUUUGAAUUUAUCUUGCCUGCUCUUGGUCAUGCUUUUGAUUUGGUGUCUAGUGAUGAGGAGAAUGUAGCUUCAACUCACAGCUCAAUGGAGCAAACCAAAUUACUUGCUGACCAACUUCCUGUGACGCCACGACGUAGGCAGGAUGAUUCGUGCAGUGAUAUUAUAUGUUUAGUGAGGAAUUGUAAUGGCUCACGAGCAACAUCACCAUGUAGUCAUCGCCAUAGUCAUCGUGAAAGCAUGGACAGUCUCCAAAGUUAUGGAUCAUCAUCAGUCAGUUCAGACCAAGGAUAUGAUUUUUCCUGUUCAUCCUCAGAAUCUUCAAUGCAUCAGUGUCCCCACCAAAGAGCAGUGUAUAUUGACACACCAAAAGUUGCUGAAAGAGACAGAUUUUCACCCUAUCCAAUGAUCUUAGUAAGCAAGGCAUUAUCAAUUGUACUCAGCACUGUCAAAGUCCAGAAGAAAAGACACUUGGUAAAUCUUCAUGCAGGAUUAUUAGGAAAGGUUCUUAUGGAAGAUGUACGUGCUAAAGAACCCUACCCUCCCUUUGCAGCAUCAGUAAAAGAUGGUUAUGCUGUAAUAGCUGCUGACGGUGCUGGUGUUCGAAGAGUGGUAGAACCUAUCACUGCAGGACAAGUGCCUAGCCAAUCACUACGUAGUGGUCAAUGUAGCCGUAUAACCACAGGGGCUCCAAUACCUGUUGGUGCAGAUGCUGUAGUGCAAGUGGAAGAUACUGAGCUUGUCGAGGCUGCUGAUAACGGUAAUGUUGAAGUUUUGGUUCGUAUGAAAACACCACCAUCUAUUCUGCAGGAUAUCAGACCAGUUGGAUUUGAUAUAAAACAAGGUGAAACUAUAUUAUCAGCUGGUGAAAAGCUAGGUCCAUCAGAGCUUGGCUUAAUGGCAAUGGCAGGCGUUAAUAUGGUGUCUGUCUACACUCCACCCUCAAUUGGCUUGUUUUCUACUGGUGACGAACUGGUGAGUCCUGGUGCAGAGAAAAGUGAAGGGCAAAUUUAUGAUUCAAACAAGAUAGCCCUGUUGACGGCUAUUCGUGAGCAAGGUUUUAAUGCUGCGGAUUUGGGAACUUUGCCGGAUAAUUUUUCACUGCUUAGAGACAAGAUUUCAAAUGUUAUUGAUGAUGCCAACCAUCAAAUUCUUAUCACCACCGGUGGAGUGUCCAUGGGUGAAAAAGACUUGGUUAAAAAGUUCCUUGCGCAAUUUGGGGAUAUCAAAUUCGGGCGUGUACAAAUGAAGCCAGGAAAACCUACCACCUUCGCUACAAUUACACGUGGACCGAAAACUAUCUAUUUUUUCGCUCUACCGGGAAACCCAGUGUCUGCUUUAGUGACGUUUUACUUGUUCGCUUUACCAGCUAUAAGAAAACUGGCUGGUUUCAAAAAGCCUUACCUACAACGAAUUCAAGCACGCCUGGAUUUUGAUAUUUGCUUGGACCCUCGACCGGAAUACCAUCGAGCCCGAUUAAACUGGGAUACCGAUGAUGGCGUACCUCUUGCGUCGUCUACAGGAAGCCAAUGCAGUAGCCGUUUACUCAGUAUGAGGUCGUGUCAUGCUUUACUUGAGUUACCAAGUUGUGAAACUAUACGAAAAAUGACAAGGGGGAGUCUGGUAACUGGCUUGCUUUUACCAAAGCUUAUCACGUGAUUCUUUCGGCGUUAUCAUGUAGGGUCGUUUGCCUGUUUAUCCUCGUUUUGUGAUUGGUCGUCUCGUAUCGCAAAAAUGUUCGUUCUGCAUUGCGAUUGGUCUGUAUUUCUUGUAAGGUUAUGUCAGAAACGGUAAAUAUCAGAGAGAGCCGUGAAAAUUCUGCGAGUUCUGUUUCGAAAGGAAUUUUCAAGUUGCCGGAAAAAGGAAUAACUGAUUCUGUUGCUUCUGCUUACUCUGGGAGGUUGUUGAUCUGAUUACUCAAGAAAAAUAUAACUGCUGUAUGGAAUCACAUUUCUAAACGAUCUUGGAUAUAAAUUUUACGUUCUUUGUAUGGAGAUUUUAAUGGACGUUUUUGUAGUGUUUUUGGAGUUUUAUUGUUUUAAGUAACUGCAUUUUGUCACGUGUGCAUGUUGUUGUACAAAUUUGUUGUUCUUGAACGGUUUUACCAUCGGCGUCAAUAAGAACAUAUAGCUACCUAAGUGAGCAGUUUUGUAUUUCUUAGUGGAUAUAUUCGUUAGUUGGAUUAUUUUUUAAAAAAAAUGUUUUACACGUUAAUAUUAUUAUAUCGCAUUUUUCAUAAAUAUUUAGAAAUGUUUAUUAAAGACCUUGGAUGACAAUAUUUUUUGAUUCACGAAAGGUAUAGUAAAGGCUGUAUCACUGUAUGUAUUCUAUGCUGGAGUGAAUAUCAAGGCUUGUGUUGGUGUGUUAGUGGGUGACAUUGUUACGUUAGCCGAAGAUUGUUUGCAUAUGGUAGAGGGCAGGGUGUCAACUUUGUCAGGAAUGUCAGGAAUUUCAAAAAUGUAGGGAAAAUGUUAGGGAAAUUUGGUCUCUUUAUGAAAGAUGAGGAGUUUUAGGUUUGGAUGGUCAAUCAGAACUAUCUUCAUUUUCCAAAAUAUUAGCAAGGAUUAAAUUUUAGAAUCACUCUAAAAGAAUUAGCAUUAACUUUUAACCAAUCUGUUCUAGGAAUAUGUUUUUUUACAAAAAUUUGCAUUUUUAAGAUCCAACAGUUUGAAAUUUCUGUUGAGAAUAACUGGAAAAAUAGAGAAAAUGCCAGCAAUUGCAGCCCCAAAACGAAGAGUUAUUAUAUUAAGUGGACAUCCUGGGGAGUGUUGGUUGUUUAUGCUUGUCUGAUUAUCAGUUCUUAUUUAAAAAUGAAUAUUUUUAGCAUUUAGAUGACAAAUGAUUUGAGAGAUAAAAUCUAGAUUAUUUAUAUUAUAUUAUAUAUAUAUUCCUCUUUUUUCUUGUAAAAGUUUUAUACUUUGCAGAACAGUCUGUUAAAUUAUAAUUCCGUUGGACUGUGGGUCCUGUAUAUAUUUUGUACGGUAUAUGUAACUUUAAAAAAAUAUGAACAAACGGGAGAGAUCGAUUCAUAUAUUUGUUUUCCGUGAAUAGGUGAUGGAAUAUUUUAUGAUAACAAAGAAUAUGCUUCAUUUCAUUUUUCACGUUUAUUUUAAGGCCUGUUUUUACGUAAUUAUUCGUAAACUUUAAAAAAUACUUAUUUUUGUAUCAAAUAUAGGAGAAACGUAAAUGCAUGAUUUUAUUCCCCUUUUCCUUAAGCGAUGUUCUCUAUUGACAUAGACAAGAGGCGCCUCUCAAUUACGCGCCCCUUAGCGAAGGUUUUAAAAAAGCAGCCUUCUCGAAUGAGCAUGCCUGGCGUAUAUGUAAAUGCACUUUAAUAUCAAAAGAGGUUUGUUACUUUACUCGAUUUUCUGAUUAUACUGCCCGCUUUUCUUUGAUCAUGUCCAUUUGAGCAUUUACGCUAGUGGGAUUUUCUAGUUUUUUACGCUAGUGGGAUUUUCUAGUUUUAUGUUUUCAAUAUGUAUAUUUUUGUAAGGCUAUUGUUUUUUUUUAAGAAAUAUGCAAUAAAUAAUUUUGUUAGUAAUUUUACCAAUAUUCAGACUGCACAAUU
Messenger RNA from Hydractinia symbiolongicarpus, 4102 nucleotides. Its product is annotated as gephyrin-like. Lineage: Eukaryota; Metazoa; Cnidaria; Hydrozoa; Anthoathecata; Hydractiniidae. The coding region runs from base 70 to 2193 and encodes 707 amino acids. Gene Ontology annotation, biological process: molybdenum incorporation into molybdenum-molybdopterin complex; Mo-molybdopterin cofactor biosynthetic process. The record is from RefSeq and is a predicted model, not a curated record. The transcript is spliced from 22 exons. Gene Ontology annotation, molecular function: molybdopterin molybdotransferase activity. Gene Ontology annotation, cellular component: cytoplasm; cytosol.